AUGAUCGGUCUGGAGUCGUGGUUCGCCAAUUUCUCGCAGAUUUCUAGUCGAUGGAUCACGGCCCAAUCGCUAGCGGAUAUCCCCAGACCCCACGUAGAAUAUGCCAUUUUUGCGACUUUCAAAGCCGCGGAGCUCAUGAGUGUUCUAGGCGGUCUGGUAGCCCAUCCAAUCUAUCGUUGGCACUUGUCCAGGAAAUUGAAUCCCAAAAUGAUGACUUCGAAUUCCGAGAAAAUCAUCAGAACCGCGUGUCGAAAGCUCCAGGGGCGCUUUCUGAUCGCCGGUCUUGUCACGGCUCCAUUCCUCAGUCGUCUCGAAACUCAUUUAUCUGGGACGACAGAGAGUGAGCUGAAGAAUCGCUGCUAUCAGAUUAGAUGCAACGCGGAGACAUUGUCCUUGGACCGCGCCGUACUCGUUUGCGGCUUCAUCGGAUGGUACUGGCGACGAUUCCAAGGUGCUGUCGACGGUGUGAACGUUGGAAUCGCCUACGCGAUGGUCAACAGUCAAUUCAUCGCUCCUCGCACGUCGCCAGUUCUGAAGAACAGUGUGCAAGAGUCGGAGAGAUUUGAGACCGUUGAAGCUAUGGAGGAGUCGAAGAGCAAGUUGAACAAGUUUCUAGCAGAGAAGGAGCGAAGUGAGACAGCCAAGGAAUCCUCUUAA
This is a messenger RNA of Caenorhabditis briggsae, 657 nucleotides long. The transcript has 3 exons. The record is from RefSeq and is a predicted model, not a curated record. Lineage: Eukaryota; Metazoa; Nematoda; Chromadorea; Rhabditida; Rhabditidae. The coding region runs from base 1 to 657 and encodes 218 amino acids.